UUUGUGAACUACACAACACAGUUGCCUGCAGUAAUGUAGUAAUGUAAUGGUCUGUUUGGUAGUCAGGAGUACUCAAUGAUGGAAACGCACCCAUUGUGCCGGCUCUGUGUAGAAAUUUGUAGCAAUUGCCAAAAUCUUUACGAUGAUGAAGGUAACAGUACGCAUGUAUAUGAAACGAUAGUCAAAUAUUUCGAUCCUAUGCUGCUGAAUUUGGACAUGGACCAAAAAAAUACGGUCAUUUGUUUUCGGUGUUGGCGCAGCAUUAGCGAUUUCCACGAAUUUCAGCAAAUUAUAUACAAUGCCCAAAAGAAAUUCUCUUUGGGAAUGGACCAAACGACAGACAUUAAACCAGAAGAUGAUAAGCUGAACGAUCAAUUAUCAGAGGAUGUUGUAGAAGACGACCUAGACGAUGAGGAUAUGUUACUUGUAGGACUGGAAAUUAGCGUAGAGGGAGAUGAUGGAAAUAAUUCUCUUACGGAAGAAUGCUCCGAAGAAAAUUCUGAUUCAGUUGAGAUUGAAUCGGAAAAUGAAUAUUCUAGGUCUGGAAAUGACAUAAACGGAGCAAACGGUGAAAGUAGAAGAUCUGACAAAAUACACGACAGGUCUGAAAAAGGCAUGUCAUUUACAUUUAAAGAAGACAAUACUCAAGAUCACAAUUCAGGUGAAUAUGGCUCUGAAGAUGAAUAUACGUGGAAAGAAUUACAAGGCAAGACAAGGAUGGAACAGCCUACAAUAAAAAGCCACACAAUGGAAGCAAUCAGCGAACACAGGAGGCCUAACGAAAAAAACAUUCCGGAUGCCGAAAAUAUGUCUUUUACAUCUGAAGAGGAUUCUCAAGAUGGCAAUAUAUCACAACCAAGUUACGAUGAUGACCAUUCUGACACCAAAACUCCCACGGAAAAUGAUAAAUAUGCCAGGCAACGUAAGAUACAGGAAAUAGACGAGUUUAUAGCAAAAUGGAAAAAAGAUCUUGAGUGUGUGGUUUGCUCUGAACUUUAUCCAAACGUUGAUACACUACGUCGACAUUUUCGAGAGUGUCAUCCCAAACAUUACUUUCAUGUCAUCUGCUGUCAAAUUAAAUUGCGACAUCGAUCCCAUAUCUAUGAACACAUUCGGAUACAUCUUGAUCCGAGUGCUUUUAAAUGUGAUGUUUGCGGAAAAUGUUUUAAAACAAGCGAGAAUAUGAAUAAACACAAGGUUCAGAAGCACACGGCAAAAGGUCAACAACUUUCGUUUGAAUGUUCAAUGUGUCAGAAGCGAUUUUAUAAGAAAUGGGCACUUAAACAUCACAUGAAUACACACAAAACUGGAACGGAUUACGUCUGUGAGGAAUGUGGUAAAGGAUUUGCAACCGAUGAAAUUCGGAAGUUGCACGAGCGAAGAGUACACAAUAUUGACAGAGUUUGUGAUCAAUGUGGCAAGACUCUCCAUGGUGCAUAUGCCCUGAGACAACACCUCUUGGAUCAUCAGGGCAUUAAGAAACCUAAAUGGCCCUGCGAUAUUUGUAAAGCCCAAUUGUCCUCACAUUCCAGCCUGAAACGCCACAAAAAGGUGGCUCAUACGGACGGUAGUACCGUGUACAUUUGUGGCGAGUGUGGAAAAAUUGCCGCCACCGAAGAAGCUUUGCAAAAACAUAAAAGUGUUGUGCAUCGAGCCGAGCGUAAAUAUAAAUGUACAAUCUGUGAUAAGGCCUUUAAGACAGCGGUUUAUUUACGUGAACACAUGACAACUCAUACUGGUGAAUCCCUAUACACGUGCCCACAUUGUCCAACAAAGUUUAGAGCUCGUUCGAACAUGUAUCAUCAUCGGAAAAAAGCACAUCCCAAAGAAUGGGCUGAGAGCAGACUAAAUCGUCCAAUCAUAGCGAAGGUCGAUAUAAAUCAAGUCUCCAACGAAGUAGUUAUGUGAAGAGAUGUGAAAAAUUGAAUGUUUUCGGGAACAUUGCACGAUUGUCAACAGACCAGGUGUAUCGUCUGUAGAUCUUAAUCUUGGGUAAAAAUUGUACAAAAUGUUACAGGAUGUUGUGUGUUUACAUAAAGGUCCAAUAAAAAAGAGUGAAUCAAGAGUGAAAUACCUAUGCUGAGAAGUUACUGGGUUUCACUGAUACAUAUCAGGUAUUUAUAUGACUGGAAAAUAGAAAAUGUUAGUUUAUUUUGAAAAUAUUAUCAUUUUUAUUGCAGGGUAUAGUCUGUCUGCAAUAUCUAUUCUAAAAUCUUAUGAGUGUUUUCGACUCAGAAAUUGUAAAGCAAAUGGAGAAAAUAUAUUUGGUCAGCUGAUUUCUAAUUAAUUCUUACAAAAUGUAUGUUGUAACUUUCCUAGUCAUGAUACAACCAUUGCAAAGUAGGGCAGGUUGCUUUAAUUUGAAAAACACAACUCGCCUUAUUAACUCAUAUUAAAAAAAUAAAAUAGUAUCAGUCGGUUUUGCCGACAGAUGUA
Molecule: messenger RNA, 2436 nt
Organism: Musca domestica (house fly)
Lineage: Eukaryota; Metazoa; Arthropoda; Insecta; Diptera; Muscidae
Product: zinc finger protein 816-like
Exons: 2
Coding region: 76-1908 (610 amino acids)
Biological process (GO): regulation of transcription by RNA polymerase II; cell fate commitment
Cellular component (GO): nucleus; cytoplasm
Molecular function (GO): zinc ion binding; DNA-binding transcription factor activity; RNA polymerase II cis-regulatory region sequence-specific DNA binding
Source: RefSeq, a predicted model, not a curated record